AUGUUAUUUUUGAAAAUACCGAUCGAUACAAAACUAGCAGUACAACCUCAACCUCUUCGCACAAUGGCUUAUGUUUUAACUGAAACUUCAGCUGGUUAUGCUCUUUUGAAAGCCUCUGAUAAGAAAAUCUACAAAUCUUCAAGCUUGAUUCAAGAUUUGGAUAGCUCUGACAAAGUCUUGAAGGAAUUUAAGAUCGCCGCCUUUUCUAAGUUUAACUCUGCAGCUAAUGCUUUGGAGGAAGCGAACUCCAUCAUUGAAGGUAAAGUUUCCUCCCAAUUAGAAAAACUUCUAGAAGAAAUCAAAAAGGACAAGAAGUCGACCUUGAUUGUCAGUGAAACCAAGCUAGCAAACGCUAUUAAUAAGUUGGGAUUGAACUUCAACGUUGUUUCCGAUGCUGUUACCCUAGAUAUUUAUAGAGCUGUCAAGGAAUACUUGCCAGAAUUGCUGCCAGGUAUGUCUGACAACGAUCUAAGUAAGAUGUCUUUAGGUUUAGCCCAUUCCAUCGGCCGUCAUAAGUUGAAGUUUUCUGCUGACAAAGUUGAUGUCAUGAUUAUUCAGGCUAUUGCUCUAUUGGAUGAUUUAGAUAAAGAAUUAAACACAUAUGCCAUGAGAUGUAAAGAAUGGUACGGGUGGCAUUUCCCUGAACUAGCUAAGAUUGUUACUGACUCUGUCGCUUAUGCUAGAAUUAUUUUAACAAUGGGUAUUAGAUCUAAGGCUUCUGAAACUGAUUUGAGUGAAAUCUUACCAGAAGAAAUUGAAGAACGUGUUAAGACUGCUGCCGAGGUGUCUAUGGGUACUGAAAUUACUCAGACAGAUUUGGACAACAUUAACGCUUUAGCCGAACAAAUCGUUGAUUUUGCUGCUUACAGGGAGCAACUGUCCAACUACUUGUCUGCAAGAAUGAAGGCCAUUGCUCCUAACUUGACUCAAUUGGUGGGUGAACUAGUCGGUGCUAGACUCAUUGCUCACUCUGGUUCUCUGAUUUCCCUGGCCAAAUCUCCAGCUUCUACCAUUCAAAUAUUAGGUGCAGAAAAGGCCUUAUUCAGGGCUUUGAAGACCAAGCAUGAUACACCAAAGUAUGGUUUGCUAUACCAUGCCUCUCUUGUUGGUCAAGCUACCGGUAAAAACAAGGGUAAGAUUGCAAGAGUUUUGGCUGCCAAAGCUGCCGUCUCAUUACGUUAUGAUGCCUUAGCUGAAGAUAGAGAUGACUCUGGUGAUAUUGGUCUAGAAUCAAGGGCUAAAGUAGAAAACAGAUUAUCCCAAUUAGAAGGUAGAGAUUUGAGAACUACUCCAAAGGUUGUUCGUGAAGCUAAGAAGGUGGAAAUGACUGAAGGUAGGGCCUACAACGCGGACGCUGAUACUAUAAAGGCAGAAUCUGAAUCUGAAUCUGAAUCUGAAUCUGAUUCUGAUGACGAAGAAGAAGAAAAGAAGGAAAAAAAGAAGGAAAAGAAAGAAAAGAAGGAUAACAAGAGAAAGAGAGACGACGACGAAGAUUCUAAGGAUUCUAAGGAUUCCAAGAAAUCCAAGAAGGACAAGAAAGAAAAGAAGGAAAAGAAGGAAAAGAAAGAGAAGAAAGAAAAGAAAGAAAAGAAAGACAAGAAGGAAAAGAAGGAGAAAAAGGAAAAGAAAUCGAAGAAGGAGAAGAAAUGA
This is a messenger RNA of Saccharomyces kudriavzevii IFO 1802, 1650 nucleotides long. It is a transcript of the gene NOP58, whose product is annotated as RNA-processing protein NOP58. Gene Ontology annotation, molecular function: snoRNA binding. Gene Ontology annotation, cellular component: box C/D methylation guide snoRNP complex; small-subunit processome. The transcript has a single exon. NCBI's taxonomy places the organism in Eukaryota, Fungi, Ascomycota, Saccharomycetes, Saccharomycetales, Saccharomycetaceae. The record is from RefSeq and is a predicted model, not a curated record. The coding region runs from base 1 to 1650 and encodes 549 amino acids.